AGAUUAUAUUAGAAGAUAAAACAAUAGCUGUUAAAAGUAGACAUAUAUUAAAAGAUAAACUUGUUCUUGAUAAAUUUGUAAAAUAUAAACCUAUAAAAUGUGGAUCUUCAGAAAUUUUUAUCAAAGAUAAACUUGUGAUAGAUGAAAAUAAGAAGAUCUCUGAUAGCAAAACUAUAAAAGAUAAAACUCUAAAAUAUAGAAAUAUGAGAAUAAGCAAAAUAUAA
Messenger RNA from Racocetra persica, 224 nucleotides. Lineage: Eukaryota; Fungi; Glomeromycota; Glomeromycetes; Diversisporales; Gigasporaceae. The record is from the annotation of a GenBank genome assembly.